AUGAGGAGCAUGAAGGAUAUCUGCGAGUUCUUCGAGAAGAUGGAAUAUUUAUUUGUCCUAAAGGACUAAGAUGAUACCCUCAUUGUGAAUAAUGGAAAUGAACGAAGAGCCUUCUCAUUUGCAACUUCUAUGGUUUUAUUUCAAUGGUUUGAAGUAUUUUGUGAAACCUAGCUCUAAUAAGCUCCAACACUCUGGCGUUUUGAAUAAUCAGACCUUGCUCUUUAUCAAUGGAAAGAUUUUAUGCAUCCUCACAUUUUUAAAAAGGCUUAAUUUUAAUAAUUGGAAACACUAGCUAAAGUGGUUGCUAGAAUUGAAAAAUCCGAAAAAGAAGAGCUCAAGAGUGAGGAGCCACUAGAUACUAGAUAAAACUCAAUUAGUGACGAAGAAUCAGUGAUAGCCGGAAAUCUUAACUGGGCAGUCAUUAAGUCUCAUUUUAACUACUGCACUGAUGAACCAUGUGGAUCAUGCAUUGAAGUUAAAUGCUCGAUCGCAUAUUUGCUCCUUUGUACAGCAUGCUUACUCCUACAAACAAUAUUCUUCCUUUUACAGAUCUCAUACUUGCUAUCAUAUUUGUACACUAGAUAUUCCAUUAGUCAAGUGGCUUUCUGCACCCAAGCCGGUUAUUUGCAAAAUAAACCAAAAUAUCUUACUGGUUUAAAACGAUCACUUGCCUAUGAUGAUGCUCAGCUUCCUCUCAAAGGUAUCCUUGAUAACGAAAGUGGUGAUGAUGAGGAAGAUGAGUAAGAUAAUGAAGUCGAUGAUGAAGAUGAAAUUAAGAUCAUUAGAGUGCAGAAUCACACAAAAAAGAAAUAUCUAAGAAGUAAUCCACAUGAAGAGGAAAGCUAAAAUUAGCUGCCAAGAGGGGACUUCUUAUUUCCGUAGAGAUUGACACAUCUUCAUCUCAAGCGUGCUGCUAUUAUUACCGUUUCCUCUUAUGAUUGCCUGGAUAUAGUACUUUAUUAAAUGCUUUGCAGGUUAUUAGUUCAUAAAUUGAAGAAGUAAUACUCCUUGCUGAUCAUGUAUGAUAAUUUUGAUGCUAAAUGGUUCGAGAAUGACUGGGAACCAAGCACACAGCAGCUCUCGGAUAUCUUUGGAUAGCAAACUAUUUUUAAUGUGCUUAAACUUUCUCUAUUGGUAUCAAAAGCAUGCUUCGGAAUAGUGUACAAAAAAAACAGGUCAACACAACCACUGAUAGCUCUUAAUGAAUUAGGCAAAUUGUUUGCUUUAAUAUCAGGUAGAGAUGGUAUAAUUCAGAAGAAUAAAGAGCAAUUAUAUCAAUUUUGCAUUGCUCAAUGGAUUGAUACGAUUGAGGGAUUCAAGGCUACUUCUGGGAUAGCUGUUGUGAACUCAGUCAAACAGUUCCUAGAUGCUUUAUAGACAAAGCAUGGCGAAUUAACUCGACUUAGCUAAGAUAUAACAAAUAGUGAUUGUGAUAACUUUGGUUAAAUCAUGGGCGCGAUUGAAAUAAAGCCGAAUUGUAAGUCAUAUGAUCACAAUUAUGGAUUGUUCCUUCUGGUCAAGAUGAGAACUAUAGGGCCUCUAAAGUAGAAUACAAAACAGCUUUUCAUAAAUAGCUUGCUCUAACAACUCUUGUUCUUCUAUAUUGUCCUUAGCUCCUAACUCAAGCACUUAUUAAUGCAAGCAUUCCAUCCUUAAUUAAAAAAGAAGGUAUUGACUACAAACUCCAUCAUGCCAUGCAGGGUUUAAUUGGGUUGGAAAAUUUGUGGCAGCAUCAAAAGGGUAAAAUUUACAGAUGUCAAAAUCAAUGAUGUAGCUAAAGAAAAGACUCAUUUAGUUUAAAAACUCUGUUUAAUCCUGCACUAAAGAUAAAGCAAGUCCCACUAAAAUCAAAAGUGA
Stylonychia lemnae is the source of this 1857-nucleotide messenger RNA. The record is from the annotation of a GenBank genome assembly. Lineage: Eukaryota; Ciliophora; Spirotrichea; Sporadotrichida; Oxytrichidae.